Molecule: messenger RNA, 1286 nt
Organism: Arabidopsis lyrata subsp. lyrata
Lineage: Eukaryota; Viridiplantae; Streptophyta; Magnoliopsida; Brassicales; Brassicaceae
Exons: 1
Source: RefSeq, a predicted model, not a curated record
CAGAAGAGACCUUAGGUCACAAUGAUUGUCCUAUAAAUAAGACACUAUUUGUAACAAGAAAAGACAGUGGUUAAUAUCCAGAGGAUCAGAGAAUUAUUCACAGCGUAUACUUUCGUUCGUAGUUCUCUUCGUAAACUUUCGUUCGUUAGUCAUAGUUCUUUGCGUAUACGUUCGUUGGUUGUUCGUAGCUCAUCGUCUGUACGUUCGUCAUUUCUCCCUGUAACUAACCGAUCUCGUUCGUCGUUAAUAAAGAAGUUACUUCGUUCUCCUCGAAAAUCCUAUAGUUAUUCGUUGUUACAACCUCGGUACAAACAAUUGGCGCCCACCGUGGGGCUAGUUCGAAGCUUUUCUUUGGAUGAACGACAUUGAUGUCCCAAGAAGAUCAAGACGACAUGACGGACACCUCAAGCGAUCAAGGAACAGACACGAGCGUACAACCAAAGCCCGACACGAUGGUGCUACCUCUGGAGAACCCAGCGGCCGCUCGAGCCGAAUCACAUCUUAUGCGUACCGAACGACAUCCAGCCGCACCUGCCACCGUAGCAGCAGUAGCAGCAGCCGAAGUAGCAGACGCUGCCAACAACGCCGCCCUCGGACAUGCCGUAGCAGCCAACCGAGGCACCAACCUAGAUGACCUUAUGCAAACCAUCUUGGACCGACUGGAUGGUCAAGACGCGCGGACGACCGAACGGAUUGACGCUCUCAUAGCUGCGCAAGUUGCCGCCCAAGCUCAAAUCGAACGAAUCCGACGACGUAGGCGUGACUCUCAACAUCGCGACGACCAGGAAGGACUGCCGUCUCCACGCACCCCUCAUCGCGACGACAAGGAAGGACUGCCGUCUCCACGCACCCCUGCUGCCGAACGCUCAGAGAACCAAUGCCGCCGGCCGGCGUCGAUUAUCAUAGGAUCUGUCGACGAGCAUCCUCGCGAAGGCUUGCCGCACGGCCAUACCUUGCCAAGCAGCCGAAGUCUCCAAAACCAACAUGCUGAGAGUAGCGACCCAACGCGCGAUCUGGAGCUGGAACGUAUGAACACAAUACUGAAGGAAAUGUCAUCCAAAAUGCACCGAGCCACCAGCUCCGCGCCAGAACUGGAGAAGGUACUGGAGGAGAUGCAGGGGUCACCCUUCACAACACGCAUCUCAGAAGUACGCGUCCACCAUGUCAAAAACAAGGUCAAGCUUAUUCCCUACAACGGUCUCACUGACCCGAAGCCUUUCCUGAAGUCUCUUAGUAUUGCGAUCAACUGCGCCCAUUUCUCUGCUGUGGAGCGUGACGCUGGUAGC